AUGGGGACCCCUCAGAGAAUCAAAGUCGGGACUGAAACUCCACUCACGGGUGUUUUCGAGCUCCGGCCUUUCAAUAUUGACAAUGCAUCCGAAGUAUCUCAGCUUCUGCAAAGAAACCAUGACAACUAUCAUAUCUACAUCCAUAACCUAGGGCUCCAUACACUCUAUGCACUUGGCGCGACGCUGGAACAACUCAAUCAAGCAUUCGAUUUAGCUACUGGGUCACAACGGCCCACCCGUCCACCGGAUGCCCGCCGAGUCUUAGAUCUUGCCGAUCCUUUGAAAUUUCAGACCUUCCUUGGGAAAGGGAAAUAUUACGAUGAUUUCUUUGCGUUCUUUCAGAAGGAAAUUGCCGAAAAGGGCGUACCCGACACCGUUAACGAAUACCUUUUCAAAGGAGAUAAUCGAGCGGAAGAUAUGCUGCGUAGAUUCUUUAGUGGAUAUGCUAUUGAAUUUGGCCAGCCGCUUGUCGCCGCUGAGGCGUUGGCCUUGACCGCAGUUCACGAGUCGGGGUUUGGCGAGAUUCUCGAUAUGGUAGAAAAUGCUUCAAAAGAAUCCUCCGAUUCCAAAGGGAUGGUUGAACUGCAACAGGAGAUCUACACCAACCGAAAAAUUCGAAAUACGAUGCAAUACGACCAUGGUGUCUUUCAAAUCCGAGACAACUUGCUCGUUAAUGCAAAGGAGGACUUCUUACGUAUAAUCGGCUCCUGGAAAGUCAGCCUUUAUGAGAUGAAGGAAAAGACCGCAGAGCUGCUUAAUUCUACAAGUAUAGGCGCAGAGUACCCCCAGCUCCUGGAUUGGGCUAACCGGCCAGAGAAGCAGAUCAGAUUCGAUUUCUUCUUGAUGCAUUCUAUCACUGCCGGAUCCUUGUGGCCAGCUCUAAACAGCGCAUCUUGGAUCUCGACAGCGAACAAAUGCCGGUUGCUGGAAUGGAAAGGUCGAUCCGACUUGAUGCUCUAUUGCCAGGCCGGGGCUCCACAGCUAUUUCCGGAGGAAUUGACCUCAUAUCAGCCAAAGAUACCCUCUGGGUGGCCGGGAGUCUUUCAUCGAGCCUGCGAAUAUAAUGACGAUGGGCAUCUUGUGAAAUUUAUUCGUGCGAUCGCCACGGCUGCCGAGGAUAUCAAGUUAUUCUCCUCUUAUCCAAGCUUCGCGAUAAAAUCAAGACACGAGCUUUUGACCAUCGCCCACAUGGUGGUCGACUCAGGCGAAGAGUUUAACCAGAAGACUGCUAAUCGGGAAGCCGAGAUGAUAUGCGCCAAGUACGAAUAUCCCCGACUCAUGUCGCACGAAAUUCAGCGAGUAACUGCCAGAUGGCCUCGACAUGUAGGGUUUGAGGAAUCGUGGUUCCACAUACCGGCACGCAAGCCACGCCACCUGACACAGCUUUAG
Penicillium manginii is the source of this 1389-nucleotide messenger RNA. RefSeq names its product questin oxidase family protein. The transcript is spliced from 5 exons. Gene Ontology annotation, molecular function: oxidoreductase activity. The record is from RefSeq and is a predicted model, not a curated record. Lineage: Eukaryota; Fungi; Ascomycota; Eurotiomycetes; Eurotiales; Aspergillaceae. Bases 1 to 1389 code for a protein of 462 amino acids.